AAAUAAUUUGAAAACUAUGAAUUUUAUAAGGAUUGUAAGAGUUGGAGUUAUUCAAAAUCAAAUUGUUCUUCCAACAACGGCUCCUUUAGUUGAGCAACGUAACGCAAUUUAUCAAAAGAUAAGCAAAAUAAUAUCCCUUGCAGCUGAAGCUAAUGUGAAUGUGUUAUGCCUUCAAGAAGCGUGGCCAAUGCCCUUUGUGUUUUGUACACGAGAAAAAUUUCCAUGGUGCGAGUUUGCUGAAUCAGCUGAAACAGGGCCGACAACUUUGUUUCUAAAAGACAUCUGCAAACAGUACAAUAUGGUUAUCAUAUCACCAAUUCUGGAACGUGAUGAACAAGAAGUGAUAUGGAAUACAGCUGUAGUCAUAGAUAACUUUGGCAAAGUAAUUGGAAAACAUAGAAAAAACCAUAUACCUCGAGUGGGUGAUUUUAACGAGUCUACUUACUACAUGGAAGGAAACACGGGACAUCCCGUUUUUGAGACAGCUUUUGGUCGAAUUGCAAUCAAUAUUUGUUAUGGACGCCACCAUCCACUGAAUUGGUUGAUGUUUGGGUUAAAUGGGGCUGAAAUUGUUUUCAACCCUUCAGCCACAAUUGAUGGUCUAAGUGAGACACUUUGGGGAAUUGAGGCCAGAACAGCUGCAGUUGCCAAUAGUUAUUUUUCUUGUGCCAUCAACAGAGUGGGUACAGAAAUUUUCCCAUCUGAGUUCACUAGCGGUGAUGGUAAACCAGCACAUAAAAAUUUUGGCCAUUUUUAUGGAUCAAGCUAUAUUACAGCUCCUGAUGGUUCAAGAACUCCUGUAAGACAUUUGUUUGAGAAUCUACAAUAUAAAAUUAACAAUGAAAUUGAAUUGUUUUAACAAAUAUAAUUUUAU
Acyrthosiphon pisum (pea aphid) is the source of this 874-nucleotide messenger RNA. RefSeq names its product beta-ureidopropionase. The record is from RefSeq and is a predicted model, not a curated record. The coding region runs from base 17 to 859 and encodes 280 amino acids. Lineage: Eukaryota; Metazoa; Arthropoda; Insecta; Hemiptera; Aphididae. Gene Ontology annotation, molecular function: beta-ureidopropionase activity. The transcript is spliced from 5 exons.